CGAUCACCGCGACUGUCAUCCAGCCCUGCGCCUGCCCUCCCGGGCUGGGAAAGAGGGGGCUCCGUGACGCCUCGGAGGGGCUCGGCCUCGGGCGCCGGGAACUAGGGGGGAAGGGAGCAUCAAAUGGGACAGAAGAUUCUGGCAGCGGGGUAGAGCCUGGACAGCUGGGGUGAGAGCUCAUGAAUAGAGAACGCUCGGAGGAAUGAACUUCACGAUGGCUGCCCAGUCGAGCAAGGCUAGACUAUCUCUUGGAAGAUGCCCUUAAAUUUCUGUUGAUGUUGAUGCCUCCUCAUUUCAGACCAGCUUCAAAUUCUUGCUUGUACAAUGAGGACAGAAACUUACUGCGUAUUCGAGAGAGAGAGAGACGGAAUCAAGAGGCUCUGCAGGACAAAGACAAGGUCCCCAACAAGACUCCCCUCUUUGCAGAACCCUAUAAGACUAAUAAAGAAGAUGAACUGUCAAGCCGAAUUCAGAACAUGCUGGGCAAUUAUGAGGAGGUCAAGGAGCUCAUCAGCAACAAAUCCCAUCAGAAUCUCAUAGGGGUUCCAAAAUGUUUCACUCCUCUGAUCCCACAAGGAAAGCCUGAUCGCCCAUGCUUCCCUGAAAAGACCAGCCAUAUGUUACCAUCUUCAUUCCAUCACACAACUCACCAUCCUCUCAUGGGACCUAUGGUUGUAGCUCCUCUUCCUCCAAGCCACUCCUUUCACUACCAAAAGACAAAAUCAAAACUAGAACCAGCUUCAGGUCUGCAUGCCAAGAGUCACAGCUUAUCCAACAAUCAGAGCCAAGGUAAAGAACACAGUUGCAGUGGUCAGGAAAGUCUUGCAGGUUUUCACCACAAGAGAAAUGACAGGCACGAGGUUGGUGAAGGUCAUACCAAUGAACUGCAGCCCUCCAUUUUGGUGCUUUCUCCAUUGCUUCCAUCUUUGUCUUCUCCCGUGGCACCCUUGUCACCUCUACAUUCCAGCCAGCAUAACAAUUCCAGGUCACAGAACAGCGGCAGAAGUCAUGGGCCGACCUAUAGUCAAACAAAAUCAUCUCAGGACCUAGUGACAGGAUCACAGGAGAAGGAAAGUCAGGACAACUCAGCUGUUAACCUGACCAGCACCACUCAGCCUUCCUCUCAGACUUUCCCCCCACCUUUGCCAUCAAAAACCAGUGCAGUGCAGCAGAAACCAACUGCCUAUGUCAGACCAAUGGAUGGCCAAGAUCAGGCACCAGUUGAAUCACCAGUGCUCAAACCUCUCCUGGAGGAAUACCAUGGAGAACUCUAUGAAAAAAUUUCAGAUUUGAAGGCGAAUGCAAAAGCCAGACUAUCCAAAUUGGAGAUCCCUUCUGAGCCUGUAGAGCAAACCUUCCCCAGUGAUGUCCACUCCAUUGAAGAAAUUUUGAAGGAAAUGACCCACUCAUGGCCACCUCCCCUGACAGCUAUUCAUACGCCUAGUACAGCAGAGACUUCCAAAUUUCCAUUCCCAACUAAGGAAUCACAACAUAUUGGAUCUGUAGCACAGAAUCAUAAACAGUAUGAUGCACCUUCAAAAACGUUGCCUAGUUCUCAACCAAGAACAUCAAUUCUCCAGGAUGACCUGCAGCUCAGUGAUAGUGAAGAGAGUGGUGACGACCAAGUUGUUGAAAAGCCACCUUAUUCACUUCCUCCUCCAAGUGUCCCGCAGUCCCAGCCCAGGAUUGUGGCUUCAGCACAUUCCAGCAGCCCAGAGUCAGGGAGCAUCAGUGACUCAGACAGUUCUUCAGACUCUGAGACGGAAAGCAACUCGAGUGGCAGUGAAGCAAAUGACCCUCCAAGAGCGUCAGCACCUGAGCCCGACCCACCAACUUCUAAUAAGUGGCAGCUAGACAACUGGCUAACCAAGGUGAAUCCACCAGCAGUGCCAGCAGAGAUUCUCAGCGAAAUUGCCCAUGGGGAUGGACAUGAGAAAGACAAGGAGCACGGGCAGGGCAUCAGCAGCUAUUCCUUCCACCAGCAUGCUGAGCCAAGGGAGUCUCAUCACAAGAGCUCUGGCCAAGUGGCCAGAACUCCUCAGGACACUCAUCUUCCAACCAAACGCAGUUGUCAGAAGUCUGUGCAUGCUGAGGAGCCCUUUCCCAGGCAGACUGUGGGUAUCAAAGGGCCUGGUAAGGCCCGAGUGCAUGAAGGGCCCAAGGGAAGCCUGAAGGUGGAGAAUGACCCUGGUUCUUUUGACAUCAGAGACCAGUCUUCCAGAGACAAGCCAAAAGCCAAAACGAAAGGAAAGCCAAAAUCCAGUGACAGAAGAGACCCGAAACUGUCAAUGCAAGAGCCCUCUGAGAACCGAAAGCAGAAGAGCUUCCACCAGGCUAAUGCGAAACUCUGCUUGGACCCCCAGCUCAUGAGAGAUGUUUUGCUUGGCAGUGCCCAGGAGAAUCUCGUUCUCAGUCCCCUUCCUCAAGACCAGGGCACAACCCACACCAGGACUAGUGGUCACAGGCCUGCUGUUGUGGCCAAAGAGAAUUUCCACAAGGAGAAACUUACCUUGCAUAUCAUGGAGAAGUUGUCCUCAUCAGUGAGGGACUCCCCUUUCCCUCAGUCCCUCACUGUAAAAAUAGAUCUCCCUCUCCUAUUAAGAGUCCCCCAGCCUCCUGGCAAAGACAGUCAUCAGAAGAGAGCAGAGGCCAAGGAACUCCCCAAUGCAAGGAAGCAGGACUUAGAGAGGAAAUCUGUGAAUGCUCCUUCCAAGUCCCUUCAAAAGAGGAAGAGGGAAAUGGAGAAGGAGGUUAAUAGGAAGAAAAUGAAAUCAGAGAAAGAAACAAAAGCAUUGCAGUCUUCAGUUAACACAGACUCCAAUAAAAAAUGGAAAGUAUCAAAAGCUUCGUUUGAAGCCCAGAAGAAAGAUCUCCUAGUACCCCCACCAUUGCCACCUAUGUCUCCAGCACAUCCUGCACCAAAGUCAACCAAGGUGACUCAAAAGAGACCCAGAAGUGAGGGUGGUGAGCUGCCUGCUAUGGAUAACACUGCCAGGAACAAGAGCAUCCACAAGGGUCCUUUGUUCUCCAAGCACAAGAGAGUGGAGAGAAGUCACGCUGAACUGUCGAAGGGCAUCAAAGGAUCUGCAGAGGAUGUCACAAAUCCUUUCCCAGUGCCUUCUUUGCCAAAUGGUACCUCCAAACCAAGGAGACCUCAACUCAAGAUUGAAAAACAGCACACAAUGGAAUACUACAUAGAAGAGGCCAAGAGGCUUAAGCACAAAGCCGAUGCAAUGACUGACAAGACUGGAAAGGCCUUUCAGUACCUAGAUGCUGCCCUUUCCUUCAUUGAAUAUGGAGUUGCCUUGGAAUCAGAUGCACUAGCGCAAAAACCAGCUUACAGCAUAUUCAGUGACACCAUAGAUCUCAUCAAAUUCAUUAUGACAUUGAAACCUUUUACAGACUUGUCAGCACCUCCACAUGAAAAAAUCUUUGCUGUGUUAUGCAUGCGUUGUCAGUCCAUUCUGCACAUGGUGAUGUUUCGUUACAAAAAAGACACUGCAAUGAAGUAUUCCAGGAUCCUGAAUGACCACUUCAAGAGUUCUUCCAGAAUAACACAAGCACCUUCUCCAUGUGUUGCAAGAAGCACAAGCACACCUCCUCUUUCUCCAAUGCCCUCUCCUGCUAGUUCUAUGAGUUCUCAGCUGGGAUUGAAUGCUAGCAACUGCAGUGGAAACAGCAUUGCUUCUUCAGUCGCUGUCCCUUAUAAUAUCCCAAGCAUCACCUCCUCCUACAUCAACAUCACUUCCUAUAUCCUUUAUGCAUAUGAUAUUUGGGAACAGGCUGAUGCACUGGCCAGGAAGAAUAAGGAGUUUUUUGCUGAACUCAGCACAGUGACAUGCACUCUGGCACUGAACAGCAGCAUGACUGAACUGGUACACUACGCUAGACAGGGUUUACAGUGGCUGAGACUGGAAACAAAUUCGCCUUAACUGGUGCUCAAGGUGGCUAAGUACCUUGAACUCUUUUGCACUUUUGAAGCCUCAGAAACAGUCUGACUUAUUGAAUCAUUGGAUACAAAGCACCUGCAAAGGAAAAUUAAAUCAAGGUGGAAGGGAUCUGGUUACACUGGAAAAACUUUGAACUGUGUUUUUAGGGUAGUGCUUUGCUACCUUGAAAAAUAAGAGGUGGAAGAAAGCCUCGGCGUUUAUGGCACCUUCCUUUGAAACAAUGAAGUGCAAUGAAUUGUCUGAAUGGCUCAGUGUAUUAAUGGUCUAUAAACAUUUCUAUUAUGAAUAACCAGCAGGACAAUAAUCACACAUGAUAAAGUGCCGACAAGAAGGAAAUCUGCCUCCAGAAGUCAUUAUGCAACAUCCCAGUCUGUAACAGUUGUCCCCAGAAGACAUAUCACACAAGUGUUUUAGCAAGAAUGGAUGCAGUCUUCAGUCUCUUUGAUCCUCAUGUCGCAAGUAGCAACUUCAUCAGCACAAUAAAAACAGCAACAUGGUCUGCCUUGCCUGCUUUCCAACUUCACCCUCUUGCAUUUGUCAACGAGCUGCUAUCCUGGGAGUCGGGGGAAUCCACUGCCUUCAGUGCUGCAAGUUCACUUUUUAAGUCAUCAGUGCUUUGGUCCUUUUCCUUGCCAUGCACUCAUGCGCACAUGUGCCCUUAGCACUCGAACAAUGUUACUUAGGGUCUUGCUCAGUUUAAGCUUUGUAAGCCAAACACAGCUGGGGUGACAAAAUGACCAGGUGUAGCUGGAAACAGCUCUGUGUCUCUUCUGUAGUGGAGGGAUGUUGCUCUCACAGAGGACUCCUUGUCUGGUUGCUUUUUGUUCUUUCAGGGGGUGGGAGUGGACAACUGUACUGGAUCACUGUGAUUGCCUGGACAUUGUUCCAAGUCUGAGAGCUCACAUGGGGAGGAAUCACUUCUGUUUAUGGAGGGACUAAGUGGCUGAAUGUGGAACAUGUGAUAAAUUUUGCCUUUGGAUAUAUUCCUGCAACCCUUGCUGGUCUCAGUGAAUAUCUAACAGCAGAAAUUGGUACCAAAGUAGGGCAUCCUUCAUGUGGGAGAUAACUCAUGUGUUCUUUCUCAACCAAACUACAAGAUGGGCCCAGCAACUUAGGAAUCUGUAAUGGGAACAUGAAAAGGGAUAAUUAGAUGUUUGAAACCAGUGUUUCGUUGUCAGGAACUGCAUUUUUGAAAUUGCCUUUUUGCAAGGGACAGUAACAGCAAAGACAGCAUCUGUGGCACUGUUGUGUUCAGUGAGAUGAUAUCCUUCUCUGCCCAAAGAUUUCCUGUUGUGUGACUGCAGCAUCCUGUUAUCCUCAUAUCUAAUAGUGUGCCUUAGUCCUCUGGUCCCCUUUCACAUCCCUCACCCUAUCUCUGACAGGCCUGUGGGGGUGGCAGAGGAUGAUAACCCAAAAUAAUUUUACUUACAGGAAAGAAUUAUCUUCAUUUUCCACAUAAUUUCAGCAUGGAGGAACAGGUCUGCAUACGUGCAGUGGUUCCCACUUUGUAAAAUACCUGUUUAUGGUUUUGAGGCUCACGAGAAUGGGCAGUAAAUAAAUGGCAAAAGGUCUGCAUUUCCAAAAGUAAUUUCUGUAGAAAUAGCCCCUGCCAUGGGGAAGCCUGGAGUCUUCUCACUUCUGGGAGGAGCUGGCAGGAGUAUACUGCAGCUCUGCCCUGGUGCUAGGCACAAAGGAGCUCCUCUCUCAUUUACCCUGGCAGUGCAGGACUUCCAGGACCCUGGCUGGGUCUUCCCACACCUUCAAGGGACUGUCCUUUUAUGUUCACUUUAUUAAAAGCCUUAGUGCAUUUCAGGGAUAAGCUGUCCUAACCAGUGGAAGGAAGGCCCAUGCCCCCCUAUCCACAUUUUACCUAUCAAAUUUCAGUUGCUGUCUUCCUCCCUGAGCUGCUCUGAGGAAGCAGGGACAGAGAGAGGCUCAGCAUUAACUGUUUUGUUCUCAGGAAGCAUGGGGACUGCACUUUUCCAGUGCUGGAGCUCAAUUCCAGACUUGUGAGUUGAUGCCUUCUUUUGACUUUGUCUUCAAACAAAGCUAUUUUUAGGAUCACCAGCUGAGGAGGAGGAAGGAAGGAGGAAAGGAAGAAAGCUUUAUUGAAGCUUAAAACCACUGUAGAAAUCUGCAAGUACCAUAGCAGAUGGUUAGCAAUAAGCGUUAAGGUGAAAGAGAGACACGGUACCCCUUUCAUUUCACAUACACCCACCUCUCUCCCUGUUGCCAGACCAGGUUCCUGUUGGAGAUCUGCUUGCUCACAGCCUAUCUGCCCUGUGCUGCCACAGUCCUGUGUACAGCUUGGUGCAGCCUGCAGGUGCACCAGUUCAUAUCCUCACCUGCCCUUUGGGCGCUUUGCUGCCCAGAUAGUGAUAUUAUAAUCCCUUGCCCUGCUGCUAGGAAAGCUCAUGCAAGGGUGUCUGGCAAGCAAAGUUGGUAAGAAGACACCAAGUGAAGGCAGAUGAACUACUGACAUUUGCUUCUUUACAGCUGGGGAGAAAGCACUAUGUACUCUGCUACUGUGGGAGUACAGUUGUGCAAGGGCUGCUCCUGCUCCCAGGUCAAAAUCAUCUGGGCUUUGGAGGAAACAAGAUCACGGGUGAUUUGUGUCACAGGCAUGUGGAGGGGUUAUUUGGGGGUACUCAUUAAAAAAAUUAUCUGUGGAAGCAUCAGUACUAAGUUAUAUAGUACAAAGCUAUGUUUUGUUUCAGGUCAUGGAAAAGACUGUUUAAAUAAUGGGUAAUUUUUUAAAAAGCCAUUGUAUUUCAACCUCGAGCCAUGUCAGAGGUCUGCAAAGGGUUAGGAAAGAUGGAGGGAAAAAAAAAAAAAAAGAAGAAAUAGAAAAAAAUACCCCCAACCAAAAGGUAAGAGUGGAGGAAAUAGUAUUUGCCAUUAGGAAACAAAACUACGAAUCCAAGGAAAAACACAGGUGAUGAUUGAGUCACAGAAGGAGGGAAGGCAGCUAUGGUGGCAAAGCAGCAUCAUUUCCAUGCAAUAUUUAUUUAGAAGAAAUAAUACAUGUGUUGAAAUUGUCAAAUGUUCUAUUUUUAAGAUACCAUUUAUUUAAUAGUUGAAAACCCCACUUACAUGGAGAUAGAGAUCUCUCCUGUAACUGAAAGUCAAAGUCUGACUGCAAUAUCUUUGAUUUUGGUUUUGUCCUCUCCCCUCCCUCUUGGUUCCCAUUAUAAAUCUGUACAUCUUAAAGUUAUUUUGGGGCUGUACGUCCCUGGUGUAAAUAAUGUUUUCUGCCCUGUGUGUGAUGGAGUUUCUGAGAUGGUUGAUUCAUUCAUAUGGGGAAGUAAACAAUAAACAAAAUAGCCUAUUUGUUAUGAA
Messenger RNA from Cuculus canorus (common cuckoo), 7289 nucleotides. RefSeq names its product ALF transcription elongation factor 1 (gene AFF1). Gene Ontology annotation, cellular component: super elongation complex; nucleus. The transcript has 22 exons. Bases 276 to 3932 code for a protein of 1218 amino acids. The record is from RefSeq and is a predicted model, not a curated record. Lineage: Eukaryota; Metazoa; Chordata; Aves; Cuculiformes; Cuculidae. Gene Ontology annotation, biological process: regulation of gene expression.